Sorex araneus (European shrew) is the source of this 2337-nucleotide messenger RNA. RefSeq lists its product as uncharacterized. The record is from RefSeq and is a predicted model, not a curated record. The transcript is spliced from 11 exons. Lineage: Eukaryota; Metazoa; Chordata; Mammalia; Eulipotyphla; Soricidae. The coding region runs from base 163 to 1395 and encodes 410 amino acids.
GGGGCUGAGUGAGUGCUGGGCGCCUGCGGGGGCCUCUGAGGUGCCGGUCCCGGGGAGGCUGCUCCACCCACAACUGUGUGGUCGCGAUCUGGGUGCUCCAGGCAGCGCUGGGGCGGGGGGCAGCGGCUGGCAGGCACCAGGCAGAGUCUGGCGCUAGGAACAAUGCCGAGAGCAAAGGCAGGACAACAGAAGCCCAAGGAACCGCCUCCAACUGUCCUUCCGCUUCUCCAGAAGUUUCUGAGGACAUACGAGAAGUGCUGCGCGCAAACCCAGACGUCGCCGUGUCCGGCCCUGCAGAGGGACCUGAGAAGCAGCAUCAGCAACGAGCAGGUGCUCAGGAAGCUGACCCUGGUGAGAGCUGAGGACACGGCACCAAGACCGCGGCCGGUCUCCCUGGAGCCCCUGCUGAUGGCCAUGGCAGAAGCCACUUACACGCAGGGCACAGAGCUCUGCCUCUGGCGCCUUCGGCUGAGCAACCCGGAGAUCGCGAGACUUGCUUCGUACUUGGAGUCAAAGGGUCCUGCCGGCUGCCCCCUCACCACGCUGGUGUUCAUGGAUUGCCAGAUGAGCCUGUGGUCCCUGGGCCGCCUUGGGAACACGCUGCAGCUCAGCGCCUUGCACUGGCUCACCCUGGAUUAUUGCAAGUUGGGCGGCGAAGGCCUGGGGCUCGUCCUCGCAGGCCUCGAGACCAACCAGAGGCUCCGCGGCCUCAGCCUGCGCCACUGUGGGCUGGGGCCGCCCAGCGGGGAGCCGCUGGCCGCUGUCAUCCUGCUCAGUGCCAUCUGUGAGCUGCGCCUGGACGGGAAUUACCUGCAGUGCUCUGGAGCGCAGGCUCUGCUUGGACCCCUAGCCCAGUGCACCGAGGGGCAGGCGCGAGACGCAUCAGCUGCCCCGGCACCAGACCCUGGGACUCCUUCUCAAGUGCUCCCAGCCACACACCAGGGACGUUCCAGUCUGAACCGGGCAACCAAGCCAUCUGGAGCCAUCAGAGCCAGGAUGGUUCCAGAAAAGACAAAGAGGAAAAAAGGAAUCAGGAAAAAAAGCAAAGGUUUGGCAGAAGCUGGUCCUUGGUUGGUGAAAUUGAGCUUGGCGGACAAUGGCAUUGAUGGCAGAGGGGAAGGCGGAGAGGGCUGCUUGCUGGGAUUCAUCCGGCUUUUAAGUUGCCUGAUCCAGUCCUCGGCCCACCUACGGGAAAUUGACCUUGGGAGCAACGUCCUGGGCGAGAAGGCAGCCGCGGGCAUCCUGGAAGCACUCAGAGCCAGGAAGACAGGUAAAUUGCCAGCCUUGAAAAUCAUCGUCACGCCUCAGAUUUCUUCAGAAACCUUCAGAUCUAUUUGGAAAAGCAGCCAGAAAUCCAGAGUCAGCCAGAAAAAGAAGAAAAAGGCAAAAAACUGAGCACGAGGGUCCGAACAUGCAGAUGCUGCCCAUGUCCUUGGCCACCCAGACAUGCUUCGCUGAGGAAAACAUGGUUUAUUCUAGAGCAGUUUCACCGUGCCCAAGUCCCUUUCCGAGUUCUAAACCGCGACGAGUAUUUCACGAGUGCACCAUGCGGUGUUCACGCUGUCACCCUUGUCAGUCUCUAAACUGUGUGUUUCACAAGUAUAUCUUAGCAAAAGAGAAAAAGCUCGGAUUCUUCCCUUCUGCCCGUGCUAUUUAUAAUUGGAAGGAAAUCGAGAUCUUUAUCUGAGAAGGAAAGAAUCUUUUUCUCACAAAUGUUUCCACGCUUAGGAACAGUUGGAAUGUUGGUUUAAAAAAAAAAAAAAGUGCUUCCUAAAGACAACAUCCCUAAAACUAAGAAGAGGCACCCAAAGGGGGAGAGUUCGGAUUGAGCAUCCCACCCCACCCCCCAAAGAUCUCAGACAGGUUCAUGGGAGGUGGGCGAGGGGUGAGCAGAGAUGUUGAAUGAGGCUCAUACGUCGUGGAAAUGUGGCGCAGAGAGGAAAGUGUGUGCCGGGAAUUCAGGGUGUCACGGUCUCCACCCUGUUCGCCACCUGUGUGACUUGGAUAAGUCAGAAAGCCUUCCUGUGCCUCAGUUUCUCCUGACACAGACAGGAAAUGGCACCUAUCUCAUACCCCGGGCAUGGAAUUCAGAUGACCCACAUCCAACAGAGCAAGACAAUUUCUGUUUCUUAGAAUGUACUCAAAUGGUCUCAGAGGGCUCCUGUGUUUGUCAUUACUGCUGAUAUUAGAAAGGAAUAAUUUAAUUAUUUCACCUAGAACAGCUAUGUUGGGAGAAUAGAAGAGAAAAUCCUUUUUAUUUUGCUGGUUUAAAAAAAAACCAACUGGGCUGGAUCGAUAGUACAGCAGGUAGGGCAUUUGCCUUGCACACACGGCCGA